This is a messenger RNA of Didymodactylos carnosus, 399 nucleotides long. NCBI's taxonomy places the organism in Eukaryota, Metazoa, Rotifera, Eurotatoria, Philodinida, Philodinidae. The record is from the annotation of a GenBank genome assembly.
AUGUGUGAAGAGAAUAACAUAAAUACAUUUAUCGAUAAUGCCGAUGAUGAAAACACAAUAUCACUUAAAUUAGGACAAAUAUGGAUUAAAUAUACAUGUGGUGUAUUAAAAAUUCGUUAUUAUCAACAUUAUUUUCUGUCUGAUAUAAAUUUAUUGGAAAAUUAUCCUAUAGAAUUGUUAGAUAAAGCGUGUUCUAUAAUUGAAAAUGCUCAACUUGCACAUUGGUCUGGUUGGGGUAACACAUUUUACUUUGAUAAAAUACAUCAUAUGAAUUCGAGUCAUAUUAUAAAAACAGUACCAAAAUUACUUAGACCAGCAAUCGAUUAUUAUAAAAUGAAUAAAAAAUAUUUUUCUGGUGCUAAAUGUAUGGAUCAAGUUUUUACAACAUAUAUGAUUUGA